Molecule: messenger RNA, 2153 nt
Organism: Puntigrus tetrazona (Sumatra barb)
Lineage: Eukaryota; Metazoa; Chordata; Actinopteri; Cypriniformes; Cyprinidae
Gene: rgs7b
Product: regulator of G protein signaling 7b
Exons: 18
Coding region: 251-1630 (459 amino acids)
Biological process (GO): regulation of G protein-coupled receptor signaling pathway; G protein-coupled receptor signaling pathway; intracellular signal transduction
Source: RefSeq, a predicted model, not a curated record
GCUCUCGCGGACCCUGCGCGCGCACGCUCUGGUUGUGAGGUUUGCGCGCCGCCGCUCGCUGGAGGAGAGGAGAGGAGAGGAGAGGAGAGGGAUAGUUGUCACACCGAGGGGCAAAGAACUCCGCGUUUCCAAUGAAUAACUGCCCCUUCCGAGCGACCCCCAGCUGACGCACCGCCCUGCGCGAACACACGCCGACGGAGGAGCGACGCGAUCGUACGAGGAGUGUCUGGUGUUGUUCCUCUUCUUCAGGAUGGCUCAGCCGAUCUCGUGUGCUCAGAGCAGUAACGGAGUGGCUGAUGAAUCUCCUAACAUGCUGGUCUACAGGAAAAUGGAGGAUAUCAUCGCUCGAAUGCAGGACGAGAAGAACGGGAUUCCCAUCCGGACCGUCAAGAGCUUCCUCUCCAAGAUCCCCAGCGUCUUCUCAGGGUCUGAUAUCGUUCAGUGGAUGCAGAAGAACCUGAACAUUGAAGACCCAGUGGAGGCUCUUCAUCUGGGGACUCUGAUGGCGGCUCACGGUUAUUUCUUCCCUAUCUCAGACCACGUUCUCAUGCUGAAGGACGACGGAACCUUCUACCGCUUUCAGACUCCGUACUUCUGGCCGUCAAACUGCUGGGAGCCAGAAAACACUGACUAUGCGGUGUAUCUCUGUAAACGAACGAUGCAGAAUAAAGCUCGUCUGGAGUUGGCAGAUUAUGAAGCUGAGAGUUUGGCGAGACUACAGAGAGCGUUUGCACGGAAAUGGGAGUUUAUAUUUAUGCAAGCAGAAGCACAAGCAAAAGUGGACAAGAAGCGGGAUAAGAUAGAGAGGAAGAUCUUGGACAGUCAGGAGCGGGCGUUCUGGGAUGUUCACAGACCUGUGCCUGGCUGUGUGAACACGACUGAAGCCGACAUAAAGAAAUCCUCCAGGAUGAAGCAGCCACACAAAACGCGAAAGUCGGUGUACGGUCUACAGAACGACGUCCGCAGUCACAGUCCCACUCACACGGCCGCUCCAGAGGUCAGAGAGCCCACGGAGGACGAGCUCCGCUGCCAGAUCCAGCACUGGCAGGCGCAGUUAGACAGACACCGAUUAAAAAUGUCCAAAGUUGCAGAGAGUUUGUUGAGUUUCUCGGAGCAGUACACGGAGUACGACCCGUUCUUCACCACACCAGAGCCGUCCAACCCCUGGAUCUCUGAUGACGUCACUUCCUGGGAGCUGGAGGCCAGUAAAGAAGCCGGGCAGCAGCGGGUGAAGAGAUGGGGAUUCUGCUUCGACGAGGUUCUGAAGGAUCCGGUCGGGAGAGAACAGUUCCUCAAGUUCCUGGAGUCCGAGUUCAGCUCCGAGAACCUGAGGUUCUGGCUGGCGGUGCAGGAGCUGAAGAAGCGUCCGAUCCGGGAGGUUCCCAGCAGGGUGCAGGAGAUCUGGGAGGAGUUUCUGGCUCCUGGAGCUCCGAGUGCCAUCAAUGUCGACUCCAAGAGCUACGACAAAACCACGCAGAACGUCAAAGAUCCCGGCCGAUACGCUUUCGAAGACGCUCAGGAGCACAUCUAUAAACUGAUGAAGAGUGACUCGUACAGCCGCUUCAUCAGGUCCAGUGCCUAUCAGGAGAUGCUGCAGGCCAAGAAGAAGAAAAGCAAGAAUCUUUUCUAGGGUCUGAAUGUCAGACGCCGCCAGCGCUUGUAAAACCACGCAAACGUCACGUUCCUCGUCUGUUCAUGAACGCUGCAUGACACACACACUUCACCUGGUUCUGGAGCUUCUUCACAAAGCCUCGGAGAUCCUCGGUUCUGAAAGCCUUUCUUACGCUUCGUUUGCCUUUUGCAUCUCCACCGCAUCUGAGCUUUUAUAAUUAUUUUUAUAUCUCGGGACCAUGUUUCUGUUGUUUUGCUCCUGUGAGCUCAGGCCAUCACUGCCGUUUGACACAGCGGGUUUGGACUCUAAGGAGACGCAGUAAUAAUAAUGAUAAUAAUAUUCGGACACCAUCUGUACAUUAAACAUGACGAUGAGAUGAUCUGAGAUCUGCUCCACAUGGUAUUUCAUUCUCGUUUGGUUUCUUCAGAAGACGACUGUGAUCCAAAGAUUCUCAGCCGAGGAACCCUCUUGCGUUUAUCUUAUAGAUCCUGUACAUACAUCCACAAAUACACGAAUAAAGGGACUGGAGACGAAAAGAAAA